Messenger RNA from Triticum aestivum (bread wheat), 667 nucleotides. RefSeq lists its product as uncharacterized. NCBI's taxonomy places the organism in Eukaryota, Viridiplantae, Streptophyta, Magnoliopsida, Poales, Poaceae. Bases 11 to 373 code for a protein of 120 amino acids. The record is from RefSeq and is a predicted model, not a curated record. The transcript is spliced from 2 exons.
UUUCCCUGUCAUGCCACCGAGAUUUGCUCAUCUUCUUGUUUCUUAUGCCAACUUUGAAGCCCACGAUCUGCAGACCGUGAUCCUCAAGACGGCGGUGCCCGUGAUGGCCAUGGUGCUGCUGCUCACGGCGUCGACUGUCUCCGUGGCGCCGGACGACUGUGCCUGCGCCUACCUCCGCGCGUGCUUCGGCAGCAACUACUUCCUGAUGGUCGGCGUGCUCUGCCAGAUCAACCUGGCCCGUCUUCUGGCGAAGGAGGCCGUUCUGGCGCCGACGCUGGCGGCCCGGCGCUACUACGCGGUGGGCGCCGUCGCGUGCUUCAUGGAGCUCGCGCUCAAGCUGUACAUGAUCCUGGUGCUGUGCCCCUCGGCUUAGCUUCGUCGCGCGCGCGUGGAUGUGCCUGCCCAAGGAUCGAAGAUGGAUAGUUUUGGAGUCUGAAGAUGCGCCGUUUUGUUCAGUUAUUACUUACUACUCUGCUAAGUUUACAAGUUUGGAAGGGGACUGUCGUAUGGUGUUUUAGUUUCAAUUCAAUUUGCCUGUCUGGAGAUGUUCGUCCUUGGGUACAAAGACUAUCUUAGUACUACUGUAGUAUUUUGUUAGUCUUGUUCCGUUGGAGUUUAGACUGUCUGUAUGAACUUGGACGGGAUUUGAAUUUGUUUAGCUGAAGCC